Messenger RNA from Chlorella variabilis, 762 nucleotides. RefSeq lists its product as hypothetical. Lineage: Eukaryota; Viridiplantae; Chlorophyta; Trebouxiophyceae; Chlorellales; Chlorellaceae. The record is from RefSeq and is a predicted model, not a curated record. Gene Ontology annotation, biological process: fatty acid biosynthetic process. The transcript is spliced from 3 exons. Bases 1 to 762 code for a protein of 253 amino acids. Gene Ontology annotation, molecular function: fatty acid synthase activity.
AUGAAUGGGCACCUGGCGCACCACCACCCCUCCCGUGCGACUGGGGUCUAUGUGGGUGUCUCCCAGCUGGAGUACGCCCGCAUCAGCCUGGAAUCAGGCGGCGGCGCACUGAACACCUACUAUGCCACUGGCGCCCACCUCAGCGUGGCCUCAGGCCGCCUGUCCUUCACCUUCGGCUUCAAGGGCCCCGCAAUGACAGUGGACACUGCCUGUUCCUCCUCCCUGGUCACCACACAUCUCGCUGCCAAGGGCUUGGAGCGAGGCGAAUGCGAGGCUGCUGCAAGCGUGGGUGUCAACUUGACCCUGGUGCACAGCUGGACCCGUGCCUGCCUGCGCGCCGGCAUGCUGUCGGAGGUCGGGCGCUGCAAGACACUGGACGCCUCAGCCGACGGCUAUGUGCGGGCCGAGGGUGUGGGGGCGAUAAUGUUGGCUCUGGUGCAUCCAGCUGACCAGCCUGCCGCUCGUCAGGCACUGGCGGCCGCAGACGAUGGCAACAAAGCCCUGGCAUGGCAGUCGCUGGUGCUGCUGGCAGGCAGCUCCGUCAACCAGGAUGGGCGCAGCAGCAGCCUGACAGCUCCCAACGGCCCCAGCCAGCAAGAGGCGGUCAAUGCCACGCUGCGCGAUGGCGACCUGUCGGCCUGGCAGGUAUCCCACCUGCAGAUGCAUGGCACAGGUAGGAGUGGAACAAGCAGCUUGCAGAUACAGAGCAUUUUAGGAGAUGGGGAGUUCAUUGCUGCUUCUGCCCCCCAUCUCACGGUAUGA